GUAUCUUAUUAGUUGUCCUAUUCCUUCCCUAUCUCAUCCCUCACAAUCUCCCAAACUCAUAUCCCCUUUCAUAGUCAUCACCAUGGCUCUACUUUCCCUUCCCCCAGAGAUCCUUGACAAAAUAUGCCAGUUAUUUUGCAGCCACUGUCAAACCGAGUCUUUAUCCCACUUCCCCCACAAACAAGCCCUCGUCACACCUUGCCCAAGUCAAAUCUGGGAACAUGAUUCUGAAGGAGUCAAAGCUCUCGUCAACCUCUCUGAGACAUGUCAAGCGCUGAACACCUUCGCCCUCUCCCAUCUCUACCACCGCGUCAGUUCCAAGAGCGGUGUCAUCGAUCACUUGAGAUUUCCCGUCUACAGCCCAGACUACCGCACCGAUGCCCUCAAAAAUGUGCGCAGUCUCAGCUUGGCGUAUACCAGGGAAAUCACCCAUUUGAACAAUCAAUUGCUGGGUCGUCGAAAACGCGGUAUCACUUUUAAUGACAUGGUGAAGCUGAUGCCGAGGAUUCAGCUCUUGCACAUAACCCUCUCCUUCGAGCGUAAAAUCAAUAUCCCCGAAUCAACAACGCUAGAGUCACUGCGGUAUCUACACAUCGAGGGUCCUGAUAUUAUCGGAGGAAGGGCAGAACCUUGCAACCUGGAAUUUGCCGACCUGUUCCAGCAGGCGCCCAAGAUCGACACGCUGAUCAUCCAAGCUGGUAUAUUGUCCUGGUCGUCAAGAUCAACGGGACUUGGGAAUGUCAAAUGUCUCAAAAUGGUCAACACCUUUGUUAGCCAGAGGGAUCUCAGCUUUCUUGUUGAUUCAUGCCCACGGCUUGAGUCGUUCAUAUUCUUUAACUCAAAAGCUCCAUCCCCACUGCCGUAUUUGGGUGCAGAUCGCGUGAUACUCGAGACACUGCCGCAAGUUCUUUCUUUACGCCAGAACACACUACGCUACCUCGAAGUUUACUGGGGGCCUUAUCCUUCUGGAACGAGCAUCAUGAGCUCGCUCAAAGACUUGACCAACCUUGAAACAUUUAUCUUCGGCGGUCAAGACUUCCCCUUCAAAGAUGAUAAGAAGAGAAUCCCACUCAGAUCAUGUCUUGUUGAUCUGCUUCCACCAUCAAUCCACAGCGUCACUAUCGAAUCAAAAUACCAAAACCUUUACGAGCCUAUGUGCGCACUGGCCGAGGCUACAAGAAACGGGUCAUUUCCGAAUCUGAAAGAGGUCCGACAGUAUAAUUUCGGCAUGAAGCUGGGUUUCACGCUCGCAAUCAUGCAGACAUUAGGCAAUGGUCCGUUUCGACUAGACAAUGAUCCAUAUCGAGACCUGGAGGGGCUUCGACGGCGAAACUUCGACGGAAAGGGAACUUCUUGCAUGGCAGGCUGUUAAAGCUAAGCAGACGAUGCAAUGUGUCAUUCUGUGUAUACGAGAAGGAACUUUUUGUACGUGACACUUUAGUGUAGAGGUGCUGUACUAGUUCAUUCGAGUUUAUGGAUAGAUAGCGG
This is a messenger RNA of Fusarium redolens, 1488 nucleotides long. RefSeq lists its product as uncharacterized. The transcript has a single exon. The record is from RefSeq and is a predicted model, not a curated record. The coding region runs from base 83 to 1372 and encodes 429 amino acids. NCBI's taxonomy places the organism in Eukaryota, Fungi, Ascomycota, Sordariomycetes, Hypocreales, Nectriaceae.